AGUUGCUAACUUUAGGGGAAAUCGACUUUCAAGCUGGCUUGGGCGCUAAUCAAAACACCUCCACACGUCUUUCCCUCUCUCUCUAGAAUCUCCUUUUCAAACAUACUUUCUCUCCUCCACCCUUCCACCCUACAACCUUAGGGUUUCAUCAUCCUCCCCAAAUUCCAGUUCGAUCGAUCUUCAUCCCAAUGGGCGACGAACCAGUGGUUCCUUCCACGUCUCAACAGCAACAACCUCCACCGCCAACUAAUGCCAACGCCGCUCCGCUUGGCCACAACGUCAUCCCAAUCGUCAACAAGCUUCAAGAUAUAUUCGCUCAACUCGGAAGCUCGUCCACUAUCGAGCUCCCUCAGGUUGCCGUUGUAGGUAGCCAGAGCAGUGGUAAAUCUAGUGUGCUUGAAGCGCUUGUAGGCCGUGAUUUUUUGCCUAGGGGUUCCGAUAUCUGUACGCGCCGACCGCUUGUGCUUCAGCUCCUUCAGAUCAAGCGGAAGCCCGAUGGGACAGAUGAAGAGUAUGGUGAAUUUUUGCACGUACCGGGGAAAAAGUUCUAUGAUUUCAAUGAAAUUCGUAGAGAAAUUCAGGCUGAGACUGACAGGGAAGCAGGGGGAAACAAGGGUGUUUCUGACAAGCAAAUCCGUUUAAAGAUUUUCUCUCCUAAUGUUCUUGACAUAACUCUGGUUGAUUUACCUGGCAUAACAAAAGUUCCUGUGGGUGAUCAGCCCUCUGAUAUUGAAGCUCGUAUCAGAACAAUGAUAAUGUCAUACAUUAAGACUCCCAGCUGUUUAAUUCUUGCUGUGACACCAGCAAAUUCAGACCUUGCCAACUCAGACGCCCUUCAGAUUGCUGGAAAUGCUGAUCCUGAUGGUUACCGAACAAUUGGUGUGAUAACAAAGUUGGACAUCAUGGAUAGAGGUACAGAUGCCCGUAACUUUUUGCUGGGAAAAGUUAUUCCCCUAAGACUUGGUUAUGUGGGUGUUGUAAAUCGUAGUCAAGAGGAUAUUAUGCUUAAUCGGACAAUUAAAGAUGCACUUGUGGCUGAGGAGAAGUUCUUUCGCAGCCGUCCGGUUUAUAAUGAGCUUGCUGAUCGUUGUGGUGUGCCUCAACUAGCAAAGAAAUUGAACCAGAUUCUGGUGCAACAUAUCAAAACAGUGCUACCAGGGUUAAAGUCUCGCAUUAGUGCUACAUUAGUUUCAGUGGCAAAAGAACAUGCUAGUUAUGGAGAGAUCACAGAGUCAAAGGCAGGCAUGGGAGCUCUUCUUUUAAAUAUUCUUUCAAAGUAUUCAGAAGCUUUCUCAUCAAUGAUUGAGGGAAAGAAUGAAGAGAUGUCCACAUCUGAGCUUUCUGGAGGAGCAAGAAUACAUUAUAUUUUCCAGUCAAUAUUUGUGAAGAGUUUGGAGGAGGUUGACCCUUGUGAGGAUUUGACUGAUGAUGACAUUCGCACAGCCAUACAGAAUGCAACUGGCCCAAGAUCUGCAUUAUUUGUGCCUGAAAUUCCUUUUGAAGUUCUUAUAAGAAGACAAAUUGCUCGAUUAUUAGAUCCAAGUGUUCAAUGUGCAAGAUUUAUUUAUGAUGAGUUAAUUAAGAUGAGUCAUCACUAUGGUCUUCAACCUUCAGAGACUAUGAUUGGACACAUUGUUGAAAUGGAGAUGGACUAUAUAAACACUUCACACCCGAAUUUUAUUGGUGGGAGUAAAGCUGUUGAAACAGCAAUGCAGCUAGUGAAGUCUUCAAAAAUUACAACCACGAAUUCAAGGCAAAAGGAUGCUGCUGAUGACAAAGCACCACAAUCUGAAAGAGGCAUCAAGUCACGUGCAAUUCUUGGUAGACAGGUCAAUGGAAUUGUCACAGAGCAGCAUAAUCAGCCUGGGUCUCGUCCAGUUGGCGAGGUUGAGAAGCCAGCAUCUGGAAGCACAAGCUGGGGGAUCUCAUCAAUUUUUGGUGGGUCAGAUAACCGAAUGUCCAUUAAAGAAAACUCCUCAAGCAAACCAUUUAAUGAACCUGUUCAUACCAUCGAUCAUAUGGAUUAUUCUUCUUCAACGAUCCAUUUAAGGGAGCCACCAACGGUUUUGAGGCCAUCUGAUGCCAAUUCUGAUCAGGAGGCUAUUGAGAUUAAUGUUACGAAAUUGUUGUUGAGAUCUUAUUAUGAUAUUGUCAGGAAGAACAUUGAGGAUUAUGUGCCCAAAGCCAUCAUGCACUUUUUGGUUAACCAUACAAAAAGAGAGUUGCACAAUGUCUUCAUUAAAAAGUUGUACAGAGAUGAUUUAUUCGAACAAAUGUUGCAAGAACCCGAUGAAGUUGCCACAAAGAGAAAACGCACCCGUGAUCUCCUCCGUGUCCUUCAACAAGCUUUUCGUACAUUGGACGAAUUACCACUAGAAGCCGAAACAGUGGAACGAGGUUACAGUUUGACCAAUAAGGAUCCGACAGGUCUCCCAACAUCAUCAUUGUAUACUUCCGGAAGCAGUUCAAUGGACUACACAGCUUCUCCCAAGAAUCAAAGAUCACGUAAUUUCUAG
Messenger RNA from Lactuca virosa, 2516 nucleotides. Lineage: Eukaryota; Viridiplantae; Streptophyta; Magnoliopsida; Asterales; Asteraceae. The record is from the annotation of a GenBank genome assembly.